AAAAAUUUUACAAAAUUUUUUCAGCCACAGAUGGAAAUGGACUGAAUUUACUGAAGCAUACCAUCGAGCAAUUUGGGGUCUCUUCAGAAUGUGAAUCCCUGCUGUGUUGUCUACCAACUUCGACACUUGCUGAAGAAGAUGCAGGGUUCAGUCAUUCAAGCUGAAUUUGUUGAAGAUGCCUCCCUCCUCGCACACGUGCUCUGCCGCCCGACUCCGGCGCCCUCCCUUCCUUAUCCUUCCGGACCCUGUUCCGUUCGUCUGUAUCCCGCAGCGAGGAGUGGAGAGGCGCUUGCUUGAUUCGCUGCAUCUGAGUAUCACGGCCGCGACUCCGGCGCCUCCCGCCGCCGCAGCACGGCCACGACGGAGGACUCGUAACGCUCGCUUCCCCGCCGCCGCCCACGAAGUAUCCCAGCGCUCGCCGCGGCCUGUCCGCUAUGGCCGCAGCCCGGAGGCGAGGCGGAGGGAGGGCCCACCCGGGGAUUUCUUCGAGUACAUGGAGCGCUUGCGCAACUAUGAGCACUCGGUGUCUCGCGGCGGCGCCGGCAACGACUCCGACGACGGCUUCGACGUCGGCAGCAUGCGCCUCUUCGUCCGUCAGCUCGGUGACCCCGACACCCACUGCGCGGUUUUUACUGCUCCUGCAUUUCUUCUAUUGUCACAAGAAAACGUUGACACUGACAUAAUCAAAGAGCUCCUUCUACUCGGGUCGAUGUGGCCGCGGCUUCUUGGAUCGGCUCGCUGUGGUUCCGUGUCCAGGUCCAGAUCAAUGGUCGUCGGACGUCCUGUUCACUUGAGGUUUAAUAAGUCUUUUCAUAAAGACACUGGGACGUCCAGACAGAUGCUGAAUUCAUGGCUGGGUCCACGAGCUCCAUGUGCAAGAAUAGACAGAGGAGAAAGCAACAAGAGCAACGUGAGGGACAAUAAUUGAGUAAACAGGGAAGCAAGGACAAUAAUUUCUGCCCUGCAAUUUCGGUGGCACCAGCUGGAACCCGACCUCACUGCAUGAGUCAGGUGAUUUCACACUGUGACAUGAUUUCAAGCAAGGUUAACAAGGUCCUGGAGAAGCUUUAAUAUGAGUUCAAAUAACUGAAACGGAAUUACAACAUUUGUCAGAGUGUCAGUUGAUUUCUUUGCUUCAAGGGGGAAUUCAGCUUGUGCAAACACAAGCUGAAAUUCAGGAUUGAAUUGCUGUAGUUCAUAGCAAUCCAUCUUUUGUAAAAGCUAAUCCAUCUUUUGUAAAAGCUAAUCCAUCUUUUGAAGCUGUAAGGUAGGAUCCAUGCUCUGUUUCACACUCGACUCGAGUGCUGUAAAAAAAAAAGUUCAGAAAUAUCUAGCCUCAUAUGCAA
Sorghum bicolor (sorghum) is the source of this 1346-nucleotide messenger RNA. RefSeq lists its product as uncharacterized. The record is from RefSeq and is a predicted model, not a curated record. The transcript has 4 exons. Bases 176 to 928 code for a protein of 250 amino acids. Lineage: Eukaryota; Viridiplantae; Streptophyta; Magnoliopsida; Poales; Poaceae.